UCGUUUGCCUGGGCCGCUGGAGAGUCUCUUCUUCGCGGGCGCUGGGCCGCCAUCUUAGAUGGCGGGAGUAAGAGGAGAGCGAGAGUGAGACGGGGAGGCUCCCCUGCCGCUCUUCUUGGGCCCCGAAGAGGGCCAGCUGGCUGGGCUUGGGGCGUGUGCCCUGAGGUGCGGAGCCCGAGUGCAACGAUGCGAGGGCUGCCUGGGGCCCCGUCCCCUGGGCUGGGGACGCGCCGAAUGUGACCGCCUCCCGCUCCCUCACCCGCCGCGGGGAGGAGGAGCGGACCAGACGCCGCAGCCGGACGACGGGACACGGAGGCGGCCCGGCUCCCUCAGGGCUCUGCGUGUGCCCUCUGGUAUUCAUUCUUUGGUGGGAAGAAUGAUAGGAUCUCCCGUGUUUCCUUGGGAUGUGACUGGGUUCUCGAGGAUUACUUAAUCUAGGUUUAAGUAUUGUGUAAGCUGCAUCAAUGGAGCACAUACAGGGGGCCUGGAAGACGAUCAGCAAUGGUUUUGGAUUCAAAGAUGCAGUGUUUGAUGGCCCCAGCUGCAUCUCCCCUACAAUAGUUCAGCAGUUUGGCUAUCAGCGUCGGGCGUCAGAUGAUGGCAAACUUACGGACUCUUCUAAGACAAACAGCACUAUCCGUGUUUUCUUGCCAAAUAAGCAAAGAACAGUGGUCAAUGUGCGAAAUGGAAUGAGCUUGCAUGACUGCCUUAUGAAAGCACUCAAGGUGAGGGGCCUGCAGCCGGAGUGCUGUGCGGUGUUCAGACUUCUCCAGGAACACAAAGGUAAAAAAGCACGCUUAGAUUGGAAUACUGAUGCUGCCUCAUUGAUUGGAGAAGAACUUCAAGUAGAUUUCCUGGAUCAUGUUCCCCUCACAACACACAACUUUGCUCGGAAGACCUUCCUGAAGCUUGCCUUCUGUGACAUCUGUCAGAAGUUCCUGCUAAAUGGAUUUCGAUGUCAGACUUGUGGCUACAAAUUUCACGAGCACUGUAGCACCAAAGUACCUACUAUGUGUGUGGACUGGAGUAAUAUCAGACAACUCUUAUUGUUUCCAAAUUCCACUAUUGGUGAUAGUGGAGUCCCAGCACUGCCUUCUUUGACAAUGCGUCGGAUGCGAGAGUCUGUUUCCCGGAUGCCUGUUAGUUCCCAGCACAGAUACUCCACACCCCAUGCCUUCACAUUCAACACCUCCAGCCCCUCCUCUGAAGGUUCCCUCUCCCAGAGGCAGAGGUCGACAUCCACACCUAAUGUCCACAUGGUCAGCACCACGCUGCCUGUGGACAGCAGGAUGAUUGAGAGUAACAGCCUGAAUGCUUCUCCCAGGGCGUGGUCCAGACGAUUUUGUUUGAGGGAAAGAGAUGCAAUUCGAAGUCACAGUGAAUCAGCCUCACCUUCAGCCUUGUCCAGCAGCCCCAACAAUCUGAGCCCAACGGGCUGGUCACAGCCUAAAACCCCUGUGCCGGCACAGAGAGAGCGGGCACCAGGAUCCGGAACCCAGGAGAAAAACAAAAUUAGGCCUCGUGGACAGAGAGAUUCAAGCUAUUACUGGGAAAUAGAAGCCAGUGAAGUGAUGCUCUCCACUCGGAUUGGGUCAGGCUCCUUUGGAACUGUUUAUAAGGGCAAAUGGCAUGGAGAUGUUGCGGUAAAGAUCCUAAAGGUUGUCGACCCCACACCAGAGCAGUUCCAGGCCUUCAGGAAUGAGGUGGCUGUCCUACGCAAAACACGGCACGUGAACAUCCUGCUCUUCAUGGGGUACAUGACAAAGGACAACCUGGCAAUUGUGACCCAGUGGUGCGAGGGCAGCAGCCUCUACAAACACCUGCACGUCCAGGAGACCAAGUUCCAGAUGUUCCAGUUGAUUGACAUCGCCCGGCAGACUGCUCAGGGAAUGGACUAUUUACAUGCAAAGAACAUCAUCCACAGAGACAUGAAAUCCAACAAUAUAUUCCUCCAUGAAGGCCUGACGGUGAAAAUUGGCGAUUUUGGUUUGGCAACAGUCAAGUCACGCUGGAGUGGUUCUCAGCAGGUUGAACAACCCACUGGCUCUGUCCUGUGGAUGGCCCCAGAGGUGAUCCGAAUGCAGGAUAAUAACCCGUUCAGCUUCCAGUCUGAUGUCUAUUCCUAUGGCAUUGUACUCUAUGAGCUCAUGACAGGGGAACUGCCUUACUCCCACAUCAACAACCGAGAUCAGAUCAUCUUCAUGGUGGGCCGAGGGUAUGCCUCCCCAGACCUUAGUAAGCUAUACAAGAACUGCCCCAAAGCAAUGAAGAGGCUUGUAGCUGACUGCGUGAAGAAAGUUAAGGAAGAGAGGCCUCUUUUUCCCCAGAUCUUAUCUUCCAUCGAGCUGCUCCAACACUCUCUACCGAAAAUCAACCGGAGCGCUUCUGAGCCAUCCCUGCAUCGGGCGGCGCACACCGAGGAUAUUAAUGCCUGCACGUUGACCACGUCCCCUAGACUGCCUGUCUUCUAGCUGACUUCACACCUGCACUCAGGCCACCAGGGGAGGAAGGGAAGUCAGCAGGCACCACCUUUCUGCUCCCUAUCUAUGGGGACAGAGCUCAUCUUCAGAGAAGCUGCUGCUAAGGACCUUCUAGACUACUCACAGGGCCUUAACUUCAUGUUGCCUUCUUUUCUAUCCUUUCUGGCCCUGGGAGAAGGAAGCCAUUCGCAAUGCUGGUUUCUCCUGCUCCCUCCCUGCAUCCCCACACUCAUGAGCCAAGCCUUCUCCAGAUGCACCAAUGGCUGCUGAUGGCAAUACAUGAUCUGGGGCCCCAGCUAUUGGCUAAAUGAGUAUUUUUAGGGCAGGAAAAAGCACUCGGAGGGGAAAUGAAGGUAGCAGGGCAGGCAAACCAGCCCUGAUGUGGGGACACAUGGAUUUUGGAAAUCAGCUCCUAUGAGGAACGCUUAUCACAGGAAGGACUUUUCUUCAGCGAGUGGUGUAGCACCAAACAAACAGGUAGUUUUGCACAUAAUGCACUAAACAGCCGAGGACUGUCAAGACCAUGGCCGCCUGAAGAAGCCUGCUUUGGUACUAUGGAACUUGACUUUGGGGACACUUUCUUUUCUUGGAGGUCUCUAGUGCAUUGGGAUGGUUUUCCCGAAGAGGCGCUUGGCCUGCCCCUCCCAGUCUCCGCCCUCUCAGGGAGCAGUCUUCCAUCAUGCUGAAUUUAGUCUUCCAGGAGCUGCCCCUAUGGGGCGGGGCCACCAGGCUAGCCUUGUCUCUCUACAGUCAGUCACAUCAUGUAUACAAGGAAGCCAGGAAUACAGGUUUUCUUGAUGAUUUGGGAUUUAAUUUUGUUUUUAUUGCGCCUGACAACACCACAGUUAUCCAAUUGUUCCUCAAUUAUGUUAUUUUAAUAAAAUAAAUUAAAUGUA
Diceros bicornis minor is the source of this 3376-nucleotide messenger RNA. RefSeq names its product Raf-1 proto-oncogene, serine/threonine kinase (gene RAF1). Lineage: Eukaryota; Metazoa; Chordata; Mammalia; Perissodactyla; Rhinocerotidae. The transcript has 19 exons. The record is from RefSeq and is a predicted model, not a curated record. Gene Ontology annotation, biological process: signal transduction; protein phosphorylation. Gene Ontology annotation, molecular function: protein kinase activity; ATP binding. Gene Ontology annotation, cellular component: mitochondrion; cytosol; plasma membrane. The coding region runs from base 465 to 2471 and encodes 668 amino acids.